AUGAAAAAAAAGAAAAGAAAAAUUGAAAUUGUUUUUGAUUCAGAGGCUAGGCGAAAAUACUUAACUGGGUUUCAUAAAAGAAAGGUUGAGCGGCGAAAAAAAGCAGAAGAAUUCAUUAAACAACGAAAGAAAAAUGAAAGACUUAGAAUGAAGAAAGAGAAUAAAGAAAAAAAGAAUAUUUUAAUUCAAAGCUUUGUUGAAUCUAAUUGUUUAACACAAGAUAAUACCGCUCGGGAUUUUUCUAAGAGUUUUGAUAUUAAAGACGAGUUUAAAAAGCAUAAUGUUCGUAUUUUUCAGAAUAAAUAUGAUGAUCAGAGUUGUACAACUGUUACUAUUACUGAGGAUUUGAGUUAA
Messenger RNA from Pneumocystis jirovecii RU7, 354 nucleotides. RefSeq lists its product as uncharacterized. The record is from RefSeq and is a predicted model, not a curated record. The transcript is spliced from 5 exons. Bases 1 to 354 code for a protein of 117 amino acids. NCBI's taxonomy places the organism in Eukaryota, Fungi, Ascomycota, Pneumocystomycetes, Pneumocystales, Pneumocystaceae. Gene Ontology annotation, cellular component: nucleolus. Gene Ontology annotation, molecular function: RNA binding.